Molecule: messenger RNA, 1870 nt
Organism: Magnolia sinica
Lineage: Eukaryota; Viridiplantae; Streptophyta; Magnoliopsida; Magnoliales; Magnoliaceae
Product: BTB/POZ domain-containing protein At5g41330-like
Exons: 1
Coding region: 260-1687 (475 amino acids)
Biological process (GO): protein homooligomerization
Molecular function (GO): protein binding
Source: RefSeq, a predicted model, not a curated record
UCCUCAAAAUCCUCUCUUCCUCCCUCAAAAUCGUGAUUUUAGGGUUUCUGCAAAAAGAGAUUCCAGACUACCCUUCGGACCAUUCAAGGCCAAUCUCUUUUGUAGGGAAAUCCAUCACCAAAACCCUCUAUUUUCCUCCAUUGAAUCUGAUUUUCCCAUUCAGAACUUGUUUUUAGGAUACCCCAAUUUGUAAGUUUACCUUUUUGGGUCUGUUUGUAAGGCCAGUUUCUGUCAAUAUAAGGAAAAUCUAGGGUUUUCAAUGCCUCCAUAUGCAGGCCCUUCCCCUCCUUCUCAUGGCUUCUCCCCCAAGAAAUCAGAUCCCAACAUUAUAACAAUCAAUGUGGGGGGUCAUCUCUUCCAAACCACCCCACAAACCCUAGCUUUAGCUGGGCCAAAAUCCCUUCUUUCUUCCCUCUCAAACACCCCUUCAUACCCUUCAGAGGAUAUCUGCAUCCCCUUCAUUGAUAGGGACCCUGACCUUUUCUCCAUCCUCCUCUCUCUCCUUAGGACAGGCAAUCUGCCUUCCAAAGCCAAGACCUUUGAUAUCCAGGACCUGAUUUCAGAGGCCGAUUUCUACAAUCUCCAGCCCCUCUUGAUCUCAUCCCUCUCAAACCCGUCCCAAUUCGACGCCUUCAACCUCGAGAAAUCGGCAAUCCUGCACCUCAAUGGCAGGGAUUCACCCUCGGCGGUCGCCACCACCCCUUAUGGGUCCGUCCAUGUCGCCCACGGCAGCAAGAUCACAUCUUUCGACUGGUCGCUGCGCCGGAAAUCCACAAUCCUCACCCAAUUCGCCGCCAUCGACUCCCUCCUUGCAAUCUCACCAUUGAUCGCUGCCGCCGGUGCAACCGAUUUCUCUGGCCUCCAGAUACUUGACCUUGAAAGGGGAUUCGUGAAGGAGACGCUGAGCUGGGAGAAUCAGACCCGAUCGAGCUCGACCGUCCAGGCAAUCGGCGCUUCCCCUGAAUUCUUAUUCACAAGCUUCGAAUCGGGCCGUCGGAAUUCGAAUUCAAUCAUGGUGUUCGACCUCAGCAGUGGGUCCUCUUUCCAGCCCAUCGCCGAGAUCGGCCGGGGGGAGAUAUACGGCGCCGAGCUGGAUACAGCAAUCCCAGCCACGAAAUUGGAGUGGGUCCCAGGCUACAACCUCCUUAUGGCAUCUGGGUCCCAUGGUGGGCCAUCUGGGCUGGUGGGCAAUAUCAGAUUGUGGGAUAUCAGAUCAACCAAUGUGGCAUGGGAAUUGAAGGAGAGGAUUGAUUGUUUCUCUGAUGUGACUGUAUCCAACGACCUGAAUUCAAUCUUCAAAGUGGGUGUGAAUUCAGGAGAGGUUUUCAUGGCUGAUUUGAGGAAACUGAGUAGUGAGGAUCCAUGGAUUUGUCUUGGGGAUGUGAGGAAAGUAGGAGGUGGGGUUGGUAAGAAAGAGGGGAGUGGGUGUAGGAUAGGAAGCAAUGGGACCCAGGUGUUCUGCACCAAGGGUGGGGAUUUGGAGAUGUGGUCAGAGGUGUUGAUGGGCCCCACCCCAAGGUUCAGUAAGGAUGAUGGGAAGGUGUUUAGGAGGAAUGUGAUGGGGAGAGUGAAGGAUAUGGGUGGGUGCAGGAUAACACACAUGGGUUUUGGUGGGAAUAGGAUGGUCUUGGCUAGAAAAGACCAGCAAGCUGUGGAGGUUUGGCAGAGCUCAGCCAGUCGGGUGUAGGAUAAGGAGUUCAUCCCCCUCUGGCGUAUUUUAGUACUAGUUCUUUGAUUUUUUUGUAAAGAGUAGUUAUUUUUAUUUUUAUUUUUGAUGAAUGAAAGGAUGAUAUUGAAGUGUAAAAGUUUUGGAAAGGUUUGUAGAUAUCUUUUGUUAAAGAAAGGCACACAUGCGAGUAUUUCUAUUCAA